AUGGACAAUCUUGGUUCUUUCGGAGGCAACGUCGCCGACGUUUUCAAGUGCACUCAUUGCAUCUUCACGGGCAGUGACGAAGCGGCGCUUGCAGAACACCUGCAAGUGGUCCAUGCGGUUCCGAUAUCCGAUUCGGAGCAAGCAGGUUACCAGUGCCAGUCCUGCCUGUCCUCGUUUUCGCGCCACGACGAACUGCUGCAACACCUUCAGAAGCACGUCGGAUCGGGCGUCCUCGAGUGCUUCCUCUGCACCAAAAGAUACUCGACUCAGGCGCACCUCGUGCGGCACAUCAAGACGACGCACAGCCGAACCAAAAGCUUCGCCUGCCACCUGUGUCCGAGCGUGUUCUCGCGCAAGGACAGCCUGUGCACGCACAUUCGGAAGAACCAUACGCAGCUUGCCAAGAGAUGA
This is a messenger RNA of Rhipicephalus sanguineus (brown dog tick), 411 nucleotides long. Its product is annotated as zinc finger protein 26-like. NCBI's taxonomy places the organism in Eukaryota, Metazoa, Arthropoda, Arachnida, Ixodida, Ixodidae. Bases 1 to 411 code for a protein of 136 amino acids. The transcript has a single exon. Gene Ontology annotation, molecular function: DNA-binding transcription factor activity, RNA polymerase II-specific; RNA polymerase II transcription regulatory region sequence-specific DNA binding. Gene Ontology annotation, cellular component: nucleus. The record is from RefSeq and is a predicted model, not a curated record. Gene Ontology annotation, biological process: regulation of transcription by RNA polymerase II.